AUGAACACAUUACAGGAAAAAUACUUAUCUGCUCAUUUUCGACAAGUGUACGUGGGAGCCACCAAGCAAACACCAAGUUGUUUAUCGUUGGGCGGGCGGGCGCCCGCCGCCAUGACGCAAGCGCCUUCUGGUUCUCUUCUUCUCUUACCAUCAUCAUCUCCGCCAGCAAUGACAGCGACGACGAACAACGUUGAUGCGAUACAGGAGGACCGUCUCGUCGAGCUGACGGAGAUGGAGCGAAACAACUCAGAGAUGACCGACGAUUCGCCGUUUACCUCGGCUUUGACGACACCUGUGGAUCAAGAUGUGCCCAUCAAUGUCUUUCAGGGGAUACACGAGGCCCUUGCGAGAGAUAUGGACGGCUCAGCGGUAGACUCGUACUUUGAUUCGAAGGCUGUAGGCAAAGGCGCGGAUAUCGCGCAGGUAUCGCAGCAGUUAGAGGAAGGAAGGGUGGUUGAGGUUGAGGUUAGCUUUAUGCUUCUUUCAACCGCGGAACCGUUUUACAGCCAUCCAUUAGAUAGCCCCAGACGCAGCGUUGGAACUGGUGGCGACGUUGGUCCCGGAAGCAAUUUUGGCCCCGUAGGCAACGUUAGCGCCAGAAACAACGUUAUCCUCAGAGACGUCGUCGUCAUUGGUGGUAGAAGACACGACAACCGACAGGCCUUCUCUUUCCCCGUUAUACCAAGAACCGAGUCCUAUGAUUUGGAGGCAGCUUCUCUGACUUUGUCUCACAAGGAGGACCGCGUGGAACCCCCCGCAUUACGUUUAGAAGGCAGCCCCACUGUCCCGCAGCCGAGCGAUUCUGGUGAUCUUUUACCCCGUGCCUUCUCUUCCGGAUACAUCAGCCAGGAUGAUACCAGCUCACCAUACUUCUCUUCUCCCGACAUCGAUACCCAACCGGCGCUCACUGUCGAUGACGCAUACCCCACAGGCUUAGAGCCUAACAUUGAUCCCAAAGUAACCCCUUCCUCCGUUCUGACCGAUGACCACGAGCCUAGAUACCCCGAUUUCGUCUUCCACGCCGUCGCCAUGUCUGCCAUCCAUGUAAUUUUCUUCCUACCCUGGUGCGUAGCAGCCGGAGCCAUGCUCCUCCUCUUUCCCCACCGUCUAGAGCUCGUCAUCUUCGAAACUGGCUAUCUCGAGCCAUCCAAAAGCAAUUAUCGCUUCGCCCACUUUGCCGAGUGCGGAAUGCAAUACUCGAUGACUUUCCUGGCGUCUCUUCUGUUGUUCAUCUGCGAAUAUCCGAAUUUGGGAACGGUCAUUACAGGCGGUCUUUUGGCGCUAUUCUUUCAUGCUUGGCAGGACUUUGAAGUGGAUCGGGACGUACCUCUUGGUCAUGAUGACCCGCAGAUGAUUUAUAUUCUGGCGACUAGCUCUUGGCUUACUGGAGAUACUGUCGGCAUUCAAAAGGUCGAGGAUCAGUACUAUCUUUCUUCUGCGACGCUGAAGAAUCGGAAAUUUGAUGUGUUUGUUGAGAAGGAUUCGGACGAGGAGUGA
This is a messenger RNA of Laccaria bicolor S238N-H82, 1497 nucleotides long. RefSeq lists its product as uncharacterized. The transcript has 6 exons. NCBI's taxonomy places the organism in Eukaryota, Fungi, Basidiomycota, Agaricomycetes, Agaricales, Hydnangiaceae. The coding region runs from base 1 to 1497 and encodes 498 amino acids. The record is from RefSeq and is a predicted model, not a curated record.